Impatiens glandulifera is the source of this 786-nucleotide messenger RNA. RefSeq lists its product as uncharacterized. NCBI's taxonomy places the organism in Eukaryota, Viridiplantae, Streptophyta, Magnoliopsida, Ericales, Balsaminaceae. The record is from RefSeq and is a predicted model, not a curated record. The transcript has 2 exons. The coding region runs from base 65 to 637 and encodes 190 amino acids.
CCCAUCUUUAUUCUCUCUCUACAUAUCACUUGAAAUUCUCUGUUUUACUUUUAAGAUUCUAGCUAUGACGAAGAGAACAAAUAGAAAACCGCCACUUGCAAGAUCUCCAAUUCGUGUCAGUUCUAAGCGUGUUCUUCGACCCAGUAUUUCGAUCAACACUGCACAAUCUCAACCGGGUUCUGUAAUGAAAACCAAGCCAAUGGAUCUAGAAAUGGUACCAGAUUCGGACACAAUCUCGUUUGAACUUAGGGAAAUGGCUAAUUUUGCUAUUCCUUUGUUUACAAGGGGAAGAUUUUACGAUGAGUAUUCUGCUAGAAGGAAUGAAUGGUUGAAGAUGAAGCAAAUUGGUGAAGGGGAUGAGGAGAAAACAAUGGGGUUUGAUAAAGAAGUGGAUUUGGAAUCGGAGAAAAGGAGGGAUUUGAAGAAAUUUAAUGAUUCGAAAAGUUUGAUUCCAAGAACACCAUUGAUUGAGAGGAGAGGGAAUGUGAAUAUGAAUCAGAAUUCGAAUUCUAGGUAUAUGUUGAGAAGUAUGACGAAGGAGAUGAAGAAACCGGCCUCGUCUUUGCCGCCGUUGGGUUCGACUAGCUCGGUCGGAGGAGAACGGAAGACCGUUGGUCGCCGUGGCCGAAAAAUUUGAUGUUUUUUUUUUUUCUGUCAUUUGUGAACUGAAUUAUGUCUUGUUUUGUUUUUAGAAAAUUGGGUUAUGGUUUGAAAAUGGGAUAAUAGUAUACAAUGUUUGUUUGAAAUAUUCUAGGUAUAUCAAUAUGAAUGAAAUUUUGGAUGAUU